AUUACAACAAGUUCAACAUUUAGGGAACACGGAAGUCCAAUUUAUUUUGCAAAAACACGUAAAAGGAACAAAUUAUUCCUGUUUGUUGAGUUUUCAGAGAAGAUACUGCAUUAAUGAUCUAGCCUACUGUAUUAGGUUCAUCGAAAUAUGGGGGCAAGUAGGGUCGAUAUGAAAGUGGUCCUUCUGGGCAAGGAAUAUGGGGGAAAAACCAGCCUGGUAGAGCGCUACCUACAUGACAGGUUUGCAGGAGAUACACCAUACCAAAAUGUAAGGAAUUAUAAUGCUACAAUUGGUGCAGCCUUUGGUGCCAAGAAGGUUGACAUUGGAGAUAAAGUGCUUACAUUAGGCGUGUGGGAUACAGCUGGCAGUGAGAGGUAUGAAGCUAUGAGCAGAAUUUACUACAGAGGUGCUAAAGCAGCCAUAGUGUGUUAUGACCUCACAGACAGAACCAGCUUUGAAAGGGCAAGGUUUUGGGUGAAUGAACUCAUGAAAAAUGAAGAGGGUUGUAAAAUAUACCUUUGCGGUACAAAAAAGGAUCUAGUCAUAUCAGAUAAGAGAACCAGAGAAGUUGACUACCACAUGACUACAGACUACGCAGAAGAAAUCCAUGCUGAGGUUCAUGAAACAUCUAGCAAGACAGGGGAAAAUAUAUUUGAAUUAUUCACAAAAAUAGCAAAAGAUUUUGCAUCAAAUCCAGAAAAUAUAAAAAAGGAGCGGGACAAAGACAAAGAGACAUUGGAUUUAUAUGAAGAUAAUAAAAAGAAGUUUGGGUGUUGUGGUUGAUGAUGUCAAAGAAAGAAAUAGGCAGCAAGGAAUAAAUUUCAUAUUACUAACAAGAAACCAUCUUGUCAUUGGGGCAUUAUCUUACUUACUAUACAAACUGCUAUAGUUAUACCAGUACAGUCAGUGUAUUCCCUCAGUCGAACGCUUGUAUUCUUGGACGAAUAUUUGGUGUCAUCAACUAGCCUCAAAGAAAACAUUAAAAUAUGAUAUCUGAUUAUAUUCCAGAUUUUGUAAUUCGUGAAUUUAGCUGUAUGAAUUUAGUUUCAAUAUUGUUGUUAAAACAUCUUCCCUCCUCAAUAUAAUGAAAGGACAGCCAGUUGUAUGUAGAAUGCCUUUGGGGAGUUUUUCAUGCAUUUUGCUUAUAUUUUUCAUCUAAAAACAACAAAAUAC
Messenger RNA from Owenia fusiformis, 1173 nucleotides. The record is from the annotation of a GenBank genome assembly. Lineage: Eukaryota; Metazoa; Annelida; Polychaeta; Sabellida; Oweniidae.